CAGCCAUCGUCCAUUCAUGCGCGCGCAACUCUAUGAAGACCGUCGAGCAUGGACACUUACGGUCCAGUUCAAGGUACAAGCCCGCAUUUUGCCACAGAAAAGGCGCUUGCUUGUCACUGCAAACGAUAAAGAGUAGACGCUCAUACUGUGAAUGCAAACAGUUUGUGCUCGCCCAUCACCGGAGCACUGUAUGCUGGCACACUGCUGUAACUGCUGAAGCCUCGAUUUAUGCUAGCCUUAUUUACCUUCAUUAUCUAGGUCACCGCUAUGCCGGUUAUACAUCAUACCCCCGAAGCUCUACUGCCUCGUUCUGAUUCGAAGAACCCUUCGACAACGUGUAAGGGCAUAACCUCGAGCGGAAGACCAUGUAGACGAGCAUUAGCCGUGAAAACUAAGCGACCAUCAGGUGUUCUCGCAGUAGUCUCCGUCGGUAAUGACCGAGAUGCCGCAGCAUUCUUUUGCUGGCAACAUCAAGACCAAGCCGACCUGCUUACGGUACGGAACAACGAUCUCGACAUAGUUGAAGAAGAAACAACAAUAAUACCUUUAAGAGAGCGGAGUAGUAUAGAUACAUUGGUACAGAGACUUGGUGUGCUGGAAUUCGAGAACAAUGUGCCAGAGAAAGAAGCUCGAAGUAUACAGAAGCGUACACGGCAAGAUCAUUCAGAGCGAUAUAAUGCGCCAACACAAGGCAUUGCUCGGCCAAGGACAUGGGAGAACGUUUCUGGACCCGUCAUGAUCGCACGGCGGAGUGACUCGCGCUUUCAGAAACCACCGUACAUGUCUAAGCCUGCCGCGAAGCCCAGGAAGAUAGGGUUUUGGCAGUUCCUCUGCUGCGGCUCGACUGAUACCGAUCACGACGGGCUGAAACAAGUCAGGCGAAGAGAGGCAAAACAAAGGCAGCAAGAGUCCACUACCAUUCGCCCAUCAUAUCAAAAACCAAUGGAAGCGUCAAGACCGCACAGCACAGAAAUUGCUCCGAACCAUCAAAGCGCUACUGUCAACCCAACUAUCUCACGCAUACCAGCACGAAAGACCGUCAGCGAUAGCUCGGUCAGCCCAGCAAAUUCACUUGGUCAGCAAACCAAUCCCAUGAGAUCACCCAAACAAAAUAUGAAAUCUCCGAUUCCUACGUCCCUUCCACCCGCGAUCAGCAUGUCUCUCCUACGAUAUCUCUCAUCGCCACCCUCGUUGCAUGACGAGCCGGGAUACAUCUAUAUGUUCUGGUUGACUCCCUCCACCACCUCACCACCACCACAACGCACCUCGUCCACACUCUUAUCCGCCCGACCAGACAUCCCACGCGGCCGUCGCGCAAGUGACGUGCUCUCAGAAUACUCCAGCGCCCGUUCCAACAGUUUGGGGAAGAUGUCCACAAAGCUUACAAAGCCAGCUACCAUCUUGUUGAAGAUAGGGCGGACGGACAACGUCUGGCGGCGCAUGCGCGAGUGGGGGCAACAGUGCGGCACCGUACCGAAUCUGCUCAGAUACUAUCCGUAUGUUGCGAGUUCUCCCGCUGUGUCCCCGUCAGGAUCAUCAGCAACGUCACCGGCAGCAUCCCCUGGAGCACAUCCCCGCCGUGCUUCUCUCCAGCCGACUCAUCAACAGCGACCUGACCAUAGACGCGCGCGCAGUUCUGGUAACGGCGUUCGCCACGUUCCACACGCAACGCGCGUCGAGCGGCUGAUCCAUCUCGAACUUGCCGACCAGCAAGUCGAUAUCGAGUGUGCGUGCGGCACGACGCAUCGCGAAUGGUUUGAGGUCGAAGCCACUCUGGAGGGUGUCAGGAGAGUAGAUGAGGUUUGUAGGAGGUGGGUGGAAUGGGACGAAAGUGGAAGAAAUCUGGGUAGAUGAUAGUAGCGAUGAUAUGAUGACAGAAGUAUUCUACUUGGACAAACCGAUGCGCGGCAUUUCCGCACUCUUGUGUCCUGCAUCCUUCAGCCCCCUUCUCGUCGCCAUACAGAACUGCCAUUACUCGCUCGCAAGGUUUUCAAUGGACUGUCUUGGCAUGGCCGGAA
This is a messenger RNA of Pseudovirgaria hyperparasitica, 2018 nucleotides long. RefSeq names its product DUF1766-domain-containing protein. NCBI's taxonomy places the organism in Eukaryota, Fungi, Ascomycota, Dothideomycetes, Acrospermales, Acrospermaceae. Bases 268 to 1854 code for a protein of 528 amino acids. The record is from RefSeq and is a predicted model, not a curated record. The transcript has a single exon.